AUCGUCACCUCACUACUUCUGAUCCGGAUGUAUAACACGGCUAGCCAUCCCCAUCCCAGGUGAUCAGGAGAGUUUACCAUUCAAGCAUAGCCAACCACUCCUUUACAAUAUCAGGAUCGACAAAGACACUUUUUCUACAGUUUCCGCAGUCUUCUUCACCAGAGUACGUCACACAUAAGUGACAAACACCUACAAUGGCGCAGCCGCAACUCAGACGCAGAACAAGUCUUCGAGACAAACUGAUUGUAUGGCAAAACCCCACAUCAGUCCUGGACACCGUGCCCGACAAUGAGGAAGAAAGGCCGCGUUACGUCUACCAACCUCAACAUGCGGCCGCCGACUUCUCUCGGCUGACAAUCAAACCACCUUCCUCGGUUCUCCACGAGUGUCGACCAUGUAUCACAGGGUCCGAGACAAGUCGGAUAUCCCGUUCACAGACACGGGCCACACGGCGAGCAUAUCGUCGCCCCGAGUCGGCAAAUCCUCUGGCAGAGAUACGAUUCCGCGGUCAACGGCGGGACAUGGCAUCCCCAUCUUCGCAGCAAGAGCACUCAAGGCUAUCCCACCUACCAAGACAACCAACACAGACUGCCACGAGGCCAGUUCCACUCACCGACUACGAGCUUUUCGUUGCACAAGCAGAGCUCGAGGAGAGGGCACACCAAGAGUUAAUGCAGACUAUGGAAGCGCAGCUACAUGACAGUUUCCACGAUCUUGUCAGGCCAGACCCUCAUCAACAGUUUGCGUCGCUGUCUCCUACGAGUCUAGGCGCAGGCUCGACCGCCGUAGCUGGGACAAGUAGGACAACAACCGGCAACAAGAGUCGCGCGAGCCGCACCAGCUGGGCACCCAGUUAUGCAAAUGGUGGUACAGUGGCAGAUAUCAUUGCAUCAGAGGCUCACCAUGUCAGUGCAAAGCAUCAAUCACACAAAGACUCAAAGAGUCAUACAGUGAUGGCGAAGGGCGUCAAAGGAUCAAUCCACAGGUCAGGUACUGCACAUGGCGUUUCAAACGACAACCAUACACCGCAGCCAAAGGCUCUCACUCUGAAGAGGCAAGCAAGUUUUGCGCAGAGAAUCGCAGAAUACAUCCGUCCUCCACGACCAGAUGUCGUGGAUUCAUGUAGGAACGAGACCACUCUGACGUUGACACGGUCUGGAAGUCGAGCCGGGUUAAGAAGGCUAGUGGCUGUUCCGAUUCACCACAUUGAGACGCUCGCAGAAUAAGCACCAUUCAAGAGUACAUUAUCGUUAAUGAAUAAACCACGUCACCUCUCUCUAUUGCAUUCUCUGCUUUGCUCUUUGUCAUCACCGUAUUUAAUCC
This is a messenger RNA of Neurospora tetraspora, 1323 nucleotides long. RefSeq lists its product as uncharacterized. The record is from RefSeq and is a predicted model, not a curated record. Bases 195 to 1226 code for a protein of 343 amino acids. Lineage: Eukaryota; Fungi; Ascomycota; Sordariomycetes; Sordariales; Sordariaceae. The transcript has a single exon.